ACGUGAAAAAUUGCCCACCACACUCACAGCCACCCAGCGCCAGUAAAGCUAGCCUUGCUGACCCGACAUAACGUAGUACAACCCCAGUGCUUUCCCUACAAAACAUACAAACAGGACAUCUCCCCAUUUCCGAUCUACCAAUCGAGGGGUUUGCUUUCCUCUCUGCGCUGUUGAAACAGCGGCGCUUUCUCUACCGUUAGUUCGUCUGAUUCAGCGACAAUGGCGAGAACGGGCUUCAGCAGCUCGACCGUCCUCCUUCUCCUCGUCGCGGCGGCGGCGUUGGCGCUCCCCGCGAUCCACGCGCAGACCACGUACCCCGCGUGCCCGCUGACCGGCUCCCCGCCAAGUGAGACGAUGGUGCCCCCCUACCGGUGCUUGGCGGCGGCCAAAAUGAGUUGCUGCAUGCCGUGCGGCGACUACGAGCUCGGGCUCAGGCUCAUCAAGGGGAACGCGUCCAGGGCGACCGAGGCGACUAACACCGGCCCCUACCUCACCGGCCUUUGGAACACCACCGGAGUCUUCCCUUCCGGCCCUCCCAAGACGUGCGAUCUUCUCUCGGGCUACCAACAGUGCGAGCUGCUGAUGGAGUCUAUCGCCUGCGCCUCCACGUGCAACCCUGAUUCGGGUAACUACGUGAUCAAGGACAAGGACGGCCCCACGAUCACCAUCUGCCCCAAGUUCGCCGACGACCUUUAUGCCGCCUGCAAGGACUCGCGAUUUGGAACCAUCAACAAUGUCACCGACGCUAUCACGUUCGGCAGCUUGACCAUGUCUGGCGCCGGCGCCGGCAUGUUCGGGAUCAUCUCCUUCAGGGCCCUCGUCGCGAAUGUCACCGAUGCGAAGUGCUUCGCUGGUCCUACUCCCGCCCAAAUCCCCAAGACGACGCUGUGCUGCGAUUCGUUCCCGCUGGACCCAUCUCAGUGCCCCGUCGGCACCGUCGAUCUCACCAAGUACACUGAUCUGCUUUACCGCAACAUUAGCACCGAUCAGUGCAUGAACGACACCAAGACCCCCAAGACGAUUUUCACUCUCCCACCCUCCCCGUCUGUUCCCAAGGCCUCGGGAGCUGUGCGUCCCUCGCUCGUUGGGCUGAUUUUGGCAGCUGUUUUCGUGAUGUUCGGAUGAAGUGUAUAAGUGCUGGCUGAGAUCUAGUUAUGGGGCUGUUGGUCAAUAAGUAGAGGUGCUUGGUGCUUGCCAUGUUUUUUAGGGCAUGCCAUGUUAAUGGUAUAAACGCUACUCGGGAAACCUAUG
Messenger RNA from Closterium sp. NIES-67, 1251 nucleotides. Lineage: Eukaryota; Viridiplantae; Streptophyta; Zygnematophyceae; Desmidiales; Closteriaceae. The record is from the annotation of a GenBank genome assembly.